AACCACCAGAGAAUUCUUAGGUUGUGGCAAGGGAUGUGGCUGCAUUUCUCUGAAACUUUUGGAGCGAAUGAAACCCAUCGCAGAUCUACAUAGCACAUUGUGAUAGCAGCCCAUACAGAACCUUGAUUUCUUCUUCCAAGAAAGUAGAUAGCAUGCUACAUCAGGAAAAUACUUGGACCUCUCUGUCCAUUACAAUGCUAACAUUCCUGAUUUUGAAACCAUCGAAAUCAAACUGUUUACCCAACUUGAAGCCAAAUAUUGUUCUUUUACUAGCAGAUGAUCUUGGUAUUGGAGACAUAGGUUGCUAUGGUAACAGUACAAUAAGGACACCAAAUAUUGACAGGCUUGCAAAAGAAGGAAUAAAAUUUACUCAGCACUUAGCUGCAGCUUCCGUUUGUACCCCCAGCAGAGCUGCUUUCUUAACUGGAAGAUACCCUAUUCGAUCAGGCAUGACUUCUUAUAAUGGCCUUCCUGUUCUUCAAUGGACUGCGACAUCUGGAGGCCUCCCUUCCAAUGAAACAACCUUUGCAAAGAUACUACAAAAAGAAGGCUAUACUACUGGACUAAUAGGAAAAUGGCACUUGGGACUCAAUUGUGAAUCCAGAAUUGACCACUGUCAUCAUCCAUUGAACCAUGGUUUUGACUUUUUUUAUGGAAUGCCGUUUUCCUUAAUGGGUGAUUGUGAAUAUUCUGUAUUAUCUGAGAAGCGUGAAAAACUGGAGAUGAGACUUAACUUUUACAUUCAGAUCAUAGUCCUAGCUAUAUUCACAUUUACCAUUGGUAGAUUCACUGGUCUAUUUCCAGUUCCAUGGAAGAUAACCAUAGGCAUUGCCAUCAUUGGUUUCUUAUUUUUCCUGACACAGCACUUCCUUUAUAUCUUGAUUAAGUAUGGGGAUUGUUUCCUGAUGCGAAAUCAUACUAUUACUGAACAACCAAUGAAUUUCAAAAGAACUACUUACCUUAUUCUGAAAGAAGCACUUUCAUUUAUUGAAAGGAACAAGCACGAGCCUUUCCUUCUCAUCAUUUCCUUCUUACAUGUGCACACACCGCUUGUUACUACAGAGAAGUUUCUCCAAAGGAGCAAACAUGGAUUAUAUGGUGAUAAUGUAGAGGAGAUGGACUGGAUGGUGGGUGAAGUGCUUGAGACUUUAGACAAUGAAGGUCUGACCAAAAGUACACUAGUUUAUUUUACUUCUGACAAUGGUGGGUCCUUAGAGUCUCAAAUAGGAAGUGAACAGCAUGGUGGCUGGAAUGGAAUAUAUAAAGGAGGCAAAGGCAUGGGUGGCUGGGAUGGUGGCAUUCGGGUCCCAGGAAUAUUGCGGUGGCCUGGAGUCUUACCAGCAGGUCGUGUGAUUGAUGACCCAACAAGUCUGAUGGAUAUCUACCCAACAGUGGCUCAUUUGGGAGGUGGUGAAGUGCCCCAAGAUAGAGUGAUUGACGGCAGAGACCUGAUGCCUCUGCUGCAGGGAGAAGUUCAUCAAUCCGAUCAUGAGUUCAUGUUUCAUUAUUGUCUAUCAUAUUUGCAUGCAGUUCGUUGGCAUCAAAAGGACAGUGGUAUAGUGUGGAAAGUACAUUAUAUGACCCCAAUAUUCCACCCAAAGGGUUCUGGUGCCUGCUAUGGAAGAGGAGUUUGCCCCUGUUUUGGAAAGGGUGUAAUUCACCAUGACCCACCUUUGUUGUUUGAUCUCUCAAAGGAUCCUUCUGAGGCUCACCCCCUUUCACCUGACACUGAGCCCUUAUUUGCUUUAGUAAUUGAAAAAGUAGAACAUGCUGUACAAGAACAUCGGGCGACACUGACACCAGUUUCGGAGCAACUCAGCACUUUUAAUAACAUGUGGAAACCAUGGCUUCAGCCAUGUUGUGGCACAUUCCCAUUGUGCUGGUGUGAUUGGGAAGAGGACCAUAAAUAAGAAAAUAUUGGAAACGUAGAAGUUACAAAAGUCCCUGAUUCUUCACAUGGGAUGCAUAUGGAGAGCCACUGUAAAAUUACCUAUGUAAAAAUGUGAUAGCCAAAAUAAAAUGUAGUAUUUUUAAAAUAUCCACUAAUUAAAUUCUUAAUACUAUAGAACUUAUAACAUUGUCCCAUAGGACAAAUAAUCAGAAAACAAACAAAUAUAAGAAAUAACAAAGUAAAAACAAAUUAAAAAAAAAAAAAAACCUUCUCUUUAUACUUCUAAAAGCUAGAGCACGGCCAACAGAGUCUCAAGGAUAGAGUUUAAUAUAUGGAUUCUGAAUUUAGUCUGUCCCAGUCCUUAGAGCCAGAAAAAGUUUCUCAGUGUUUAUAACAGUCUACAUUCUCUGUUGAUUAUUUCCAAUUUAUUUUGUUUGUAUAUAGUCGUUUUCAUAUUAUUUUCCCCAUUUAGACUGUGAGCUCCUUGGGAACAAGGGCUGGUUUUUAAGUGGGUUAGGUUUUGGUUUUUUUUGUUUUUGUUUUUUUGCACUCUAGAACCCAGCAAAGUGCCUGGCAUUUUGUAUUCACUUAAUAAAUUUUUGCUGACUCAGUGA
Antechinus flavipes (yellow-footed antechinus) is the source of this 2505-nucleotide messenger RNA. It is a transcript of the gene ARSL, whose product is annotated as arylsulfatase L. Gene Ontology annotation, molecular function: arylsulfatase activity. Lineage: Eukaryota; Metazoa; Chordata; Mammalia; Dasyuromorphia; Dasyuridae. The transcript is spliced from 11 exons. Bases 153 to 1910 code for a protein of 585 amino acids. The record is from RefSeq and is a predicted model, not a curated record.